This is a messenger RNA of Gorilla gorilla gorilla (western lowland gorilla), 1448 nucleotides long. It is a transcript of the gene OR2AE1, whose product is annotated as olfactory receptor family 2 subfamily AE member 1. The record is from RefSeq and is a predicted model, not a curated record. Gene Ontology annotation, molecular function: G protein-coupled receptor activity; olfactory receptor activity. The coding region runs from base 12 to 986 and encodes 324 amino acids. Lineage: Eukaryota; Metazoa; Chordata; Mammalia; Primates; Hominidae. Gene Ontology annotation, biological process: G protein-coupled receptor signaling pathway. The transcript has a single exon. Gene Ontology annotation, cellular component: membrane.
GAAAGGGGACAAUGUGGCAGAAGAAUCAGACCUCUCUGGCAGACUUCAUCCUUGAGGGGCUCUUCGAUGACUCCCUUACCCACCUUUUCCUUUUCUCCUUGACCAUGGUGGUCUUCCUUAUUGCGGUGAGUGGCAACGCCCUCACCAUUCUCCUCAUCUGCAUUGAUCCCCAGCUUCAUACACCAACGUAUUUCCUGCUCAGCCAGCUCUCCCUCAUGGAUCUGAUGCAUGUCUCCACAACCAUCCUGAAGAUGGCUACCAACUACCUAUCUGGCAAGAAAUCUAUCUCCUUAGUGGGCUGUGCAACCCAGCACUUCCUCUAUUUGUGUCUAGGUGGUGCUGAAUGUUUUCUCUUAGCUGUCAUGUCCUAUGACCGCUAUGUUGCCAUCUGUCAUCCACUGCGCUAUGCUGUGCUCAUGAACAAGAAGGUGGGACUGAUGAUGGCUGUCAUGUCAUGGUUGGGGGCAUCCGUGAACUCCCUAAUUCACACGGCGAUCUUGAUGCACUUCCCUUUCUGUGGGCCUCAGAAAGUCUACCACUUCUACUGUGAGUUCCCAGCUGUUGUGAAGUUGGUAUGUGGCGACAUCACUGUGUAUGAGACCACAGUGUACAUCAGCAGCAUUCUCCUCCUUCUCCUCCCCAUCUUCCUGAUUUCUACAUCCUAUGUCUUCAUCCUUCAAAGUGUCAUUCAGAUGCACUCAUCUGGGAGCAAGAGAAAUGCCUUUGCCACUUGUGGCUCCCACCUCACGGUGGUUUCUCUUUGGUUUGGUGCCUGCAUCUUCUCCUACAUGAGAACCAGGUCCCAGCGCACUCUAUUGCAGAACAAAGUUGGUUCUGUGUUCUACAGCAUCAUUACGCCCACAUUGAAUCCUCUGAUUUAUACUCUCCGGAAUAAAGAUGUAGCUAAGGCUCUGAGAAGAGUGCUGAGGAGAGAUGUUAUCACCCAGUGCAUUCAACGACUGCAAUUGUGGUUGCCCCGAGUGUAGAGUGGAAUACGAUAAGCUCCUUAAAUUAAUUCAUGUAAACCUCUAAAGUUUUUCAGGGAGCUAGCUCCCUUAUGCUGUUUUACUACUGGAAGAAAAACACAUUUAACACACAAUUCCAAUAUUCCAGCUUGGUGUCAGUUAUCCAAGCACUGUGGAGAACAUUUGAGUAGAUCUUUAGAGAAUUAGGGAAAACUUUUUAAAAAGUCCCUUUGAAAGAAGACAUAUAAACGUCACUGACAACCUGAAAAAAAGAAGGCAAGAUAAAGAUAUAAGGGCCCUUAUCUAUUAUUAUUUUUAUUAACAAAAAUAUAUAAAACAUGCCACCAGAGAGUAUUUAUGGAGUUUAAAAUUGGAGUGUGUUGCUUACUUUUGGAAGCAUGGGAAGUAAAUGGUGAAUGAUGGCUGUUUGAAAGGGAGGAUGCAUGAUAUAAAAGUUGUAUUCUUUUUUUUUUUUUUUGCGAU